Crotalus tigris (Tiger rattlesnake) is the source of this 5529-nucleotide messenger RNA. It is a transcript of the gene PLCD1, whose product is annotated as phospholipase C delta 1. Lineage: Eukaryota; Metazoa; Chordata; Lepidosauria; Squamata; Viperidae. The coding region runs from base 290 to 2524 and encodes 744 amino acids. Gene Ontology annotation, biological process: lipid metabolic process; phosphatidylinositol-mediated signaling. The record is from RefSeq and is a predicted model, not a curated record. Gene Ontology annotation, molecular function: calcium ion binding; phosphatidylinositol-4,5-bisphosphate phospholipase C activity. The transcript is spliced from 15 exons.
GCCCUCCAGCUUGGCUGAAACACAAGAGAUUCACACACACAUACAGACAAACGCGCGCGCCCGCGCGCGCACGAAAGAGCACGCCCAGCUGGCCGUCUACUCCACGGGGCAAUCUUCUUUAGAGAAAGCUGCAAAUGACUUCGGAUUCUCCGGACAAGGCAGCCGUUCUCCUCCACCCGUUCUCUGCAGGGAGUGACCGAAAGACAGCCGUCCGGAGAAACCCGAACCGCCCAACGCCUCUUCCAAGUCUCCGGCGCCCGGGUGGUCUCUCUCGCCAGCCCGCUCGAUCAUGGAGCUCAACAACUCAUCUUCGGCCUACAACGGUUUACAAGACGACCAUGACCUCAAGUUCCUGCUACGGGGAAGUCACCUCUUGAAAGUCAAGUCCACGUCCUGGAGGAGAGAGAGAUUUUACAAGCUACAGGAAGAUUGUAAGACCAUAUGGCAGGAAUCCAAGAAAAUGCUUCGAUCCCCGGAGUCACAGCUUUUCUCCAUUGAAGAAAUCCAGGAUAUCAGAUCAGGUCAUAAGACCGAAGGAAUGGAAAAAUAUGCUAAGGAUGUCCCUGAAGUUCGUUGCUUCUCAAUCAUCUUCAAAGAUCAAAAGAAAAACUUGGAUCUCAUUGCUGGCUCUGAAAGAGAUGCAAAUCACUGGGUGUCCGGCCUGGGAAAAAUCAUUGCAAAAAGCAAUUCAAUGAGCCAGAGGCAAAAAUUACAACACUGGAUUCAUGCUUGCCUGCGGAAAGCAGAUAAAAACAAAGAUAACAAAAUGAGUUUUAAAGAACUCAAAAGUUUCAUGAAGGAAGUCAACAUUCAGAUGGAUGACAGCUAUGCCAGGCAGAUCUUUGAGCAGUGUGACAAAUCCCAGACCAACACCUUGGAAGACGACGAGAUAGAGGUGUUCUACAAGAUAUUGACGGAACGCCAGGAGAUUGACAGCAUCUUCUCGGAUCAGGCGGAGGAGAAGUCGGUCAUGUCCCUGGACCAGCUGGUGAGAUUCCUGCAAGAGGAACAGUGUGAGGAGGAUGCUGGCCCUGAAUUGGCCCUCUCUCUCAUUGAGCAGUAUGAACCCAACGAAACAGUUAAAAGGCAAAAAGCCAUGAGCAAAGAUGGCUUCCAGAUGUAUUUGCUUUCUGUCGAUGGGAACAUUUUCAAUAAAACUCAUGGCCAAGUGUAUCAGGAUAUGACCCAACCCCUCAGCCAUUAUUAUAUAUCUUCUUCGCAUAAUACCUACCUCAUGGAGGAUCAGCUAACAGGACCCAGCAGUACCGAAGCUUACAUCAGAGCUUUGAUGAAAGGUUGCCGAUGUGUAGAACUCGAUUGUUGGGAUGGCCCAAAUUCAGAGCCGGUCAUUUACCACGGUUACACAUUUACGUCCAAGAUCCUCUUCAGCGAUGCCAUUAAAGCUAUCAAGAAUUAUGCUUUCAAAGUCUCUCCGUAUCCUGUCAUUAUAUCUCUGGAGAAUCACUGCAGUCUUGACCAACAGGAGAUUAUGGCACGCCACCUCCACUCCAUUUUGCAGGACAUGUUGCUGGUGGCACCAAUUGAUUCCAAAGCAACCAUCUUACCUUCCCCAGAGCAAUUAAAAGGGAAAAUUCUUGUGAAAGGGAAGAAGUUAACUCCAGAAACGGAAGAAGUUUCAGAUGAAGAUGAAGCAGCUGAAAUGGAAGACGAGACUGUGAAAAGUGAGGUAGAAAAGAAGAAACUGAGCGACAAGCUAAAGCUUGCAAAGGAGCUGUCAGAUACGGUAAUCUACUGUAAAAGUGUCCAAUUUCAAGGAUUCGCUGACCCUCAGCCUCACGAUGAAAUGUCUUCUUUCAGUGAAGGGAGACUCCUUAAACUGGCUCAGGAGUCAGGAAUCGACCUAAUCCAUCAUAAUGUCCAUCACCUAAGCAGGAUCUAUCCAGCAGGUUGGAGGACCGACUCAUCCAACUAUAAUCCUGUUGAGAUGUGGAACAUGGGUUGCCAGAUAGUUGCCUUGAAUUUCCAGUCCAGGUCCUCCGAAAUGGAUAUCCAUCAAGGCCGAUUCCAAGAAAAUGGAGGCUGUGGCUAUGUCCUAAAGCCAGAAUUUCUUCGGGAUGAGCAGUCCAAAUUCAACCCCAGAUCCAUCACGGAGGGGCCGUGGUACUGCCCUAAAAAAUUCCAGGUUAAGAUCAUCUCUGGCCAACAACUGCCAAAGGUCAACAAAAGCAAAAAUUCCAUUGUGGACCCGAGGGUGAUUGUGGAGAUCCACGGUGUUCAGAGGGACAAUGGGAAGAAGCAAACCAAAGUAAUUGAUAAUAACGGUUUUAAACCAGCCUGGGAUGAAACGUUUGAAUUUGAAAUCGACAUACCGCAACUCGCCCUGGUCCGUUUUAUGGUAGAAGAUUUUGAUGCCUCAACAAAAAAUGAUUUUAUUGGGCAAUUCACGGCCCCCUUCACAAGUCUGAAGCAAGGCUACCGCCACAUUCACCUUUUGACAAAGAAUGGAGAUCAGUACCCAUCUGCCACGCUCUUUGUGCAUGUCAAUAUUUGGGACAAUUGUUAAAAAAAUGAAAAAAAAAACUUCAGGGACUGCUCAAGGAAUCUCUUUUUUACAUUUCCAGAUAGACUUUUGGCCCCUACAGCCUGGCCAAGAAAAACUCACCCCUUCGGAGGCAGUGCGGUGGGAUAUCCAUGUCUUAAUGCCAAAUGUUGAAUAUUUACAUUGGAAAACAGCUAGAAAAUAUUAGUUUUUAAAAGUUAUGCUUUAAUUUUUAUUCCUAGUUGCUUCUCUAGGGCGAGAGAAGCAAUUUAGAACUCUCAGGAGCUUGUAGGAGUAGCAGUAAUAAAGAGCAGAUAUAUAUUUUUAGAUUUAUUUUAAUGCAAUCUGAAUUACGUAUGUACGUCCCCAAAUGUUAUGUUUUUUUGUGUGACAGUGCAAAGGUCAGUGGGAAAAACAUGUUAAAUGAAGGACAAUUGCUUUAUAAAAGGUGGGUGUCAGAAGGAAGGAAGUGUUAGGGAAAAUAUGAAGGAAAACAAAGCAUGUACAGUUAGUCCUUGACUUACAACCAUUUGUUUAGCAAUCAACAUUACAACUGCACUGAAGAAGUGAUUGAUGUCCAGUCCUCUUACUUAUGAGCACCGGAACAUCCCUACCAUCACAACAUUUGGGUGGUUGGCAAGUGGCAUGUAUUUGCAGCAAUUGCAACUUCUCAGGAUCACAAGAUCACAUUUUGGGGACCUUCUCCCUAAGUCAAUAGAAGCUUUGAUUCACUUAACAUCUGUGUUACUAACUUGACAAUUGCAGUGGUUCCCUUAACAACUGUGGCAAGAAAGCUCACUAAACAAAUGUCUUGCUUAGCAACAUAAAUUGUGAGAUCAAUUGUGGUUGUAAGUCGAGGACCAAUUGUUACAUCUGUUACCACUUACAUAAGACAUAUGAUUAAGAAGGAAGCUAUGGGGUUCAAUGACAGAAAAGUCUUCCCAUAAAUAGAAAUAUUUUGGUGGACAUGACCAGCUGAUUUUCCAUAAUACUAAUUAUGACAUUUUGGAUGGGAAAUGAAAUAUGAAAAACCCUGGGGGGGGGAAUCACACUUUAGAUGUCUUUUGAUCUUAAUUUUAGUUAUUCAUCCUUUAAUCCUGGACAUUUUCUGUGUUGCAUUCAUUAGUUGAUUUAGUCCAGCAGCUUAUGGAAAGACCCAGAAUUUGUCUAUGGAGAUUCUGUCAUCCAGGUCAUAAUUGUCCAAAGAUGCUUUUUCAAAAGGCAACUGAACAUUUUUUUUAUUUUUGCUUGAAAAUGUUUUGCUUCUCAUCCAAGAAGCUUCUUCACUUCUAUUUGCCAUUUGAAAAAGCAUGUUUGGGAUGAUCCCAAAAGUCUUUUGCAAUCCACGGCUAUCAAUUUCGAUUUUGAAGAAUGAUGUUAUUUUUUUCAAAUUUUACUUCUUCCCUUUCCACACAUACACCCAAUGGAUUUAUCUGAAAUAUUAACCAGGUCCUCUUCAGUGGAAGUAGCAAAUAUUAACACACUCCACAGAAAAACCAAGUUGUGAGUAUUUUUUGUUUUAAAUCUGAUUUUAAAAAGGAUAAACUGCAAAAUCUUUGAAAAAGAUUUAUAGAAAAUUGAACAUAUGACUUCCCACAUAAAUCCUUAAACCACUGUUUUGAAACUUGGGCACUUUAAGAUGGGUGGACUUCAGCUCCCAGAAUUCUCCAGCCAAAAAGGUCAUAAUAUUGGGUGUGACUUACUACUGUCUUGCUUAACAAUGAAAAUUCUGGUCAUAAGUUGUGGACUAUCUGGUAUUUCAAUCUAUGCAAUUGUUUUUCAACCUUGGGCACUUGAAAAAUGAAUGGACUUCAACUCCCAGAAUUCUUCAUGUCCACACAUUUCAAGCUGCCAAGAUUGAAACACUGCUCUAAUUUUCCAUCCAUCGUAUUUAUUUAUUUUUUUAAAAAAACUGUACAGCCAUGAGGGUUUUCUAGAAUAACAGAAUGCCACAUUUCCAACCAUGGUUAGAUCCUGCUCAUAUUGAAAUAGGAUUCAUCACAAAGGAACCAGGAGUAAACUGGGAUAUUUCCAGAAUUUUGAUUUGAUGCCUCAAAAUGGAUUUGAUGAUCUACCUUUCCUAUUGUUAAAAAAACAGAUACAGAAUUAUAUUCAGGGUGUGGUUAAAAAAAAAAUCAAGAGGAUGGCCAGAAUGUUUGAGGCCUGCAUUAUUGUGGCGGCCAUUUUGUUUUAGUCAGCUCCACCCUGCAGUUUUAAAUUCUGAUCAGCUUUUAAAUUCUGAUCAGCUUUAUCAGUCAAGAAAUGCAUAGUAUAAAGAUUUUACAACCCUGUGACUAGCGUAAAUUCUCCCAGACACUCUUCUGAGAUUUCACUAGCAUUGCUUACCUAUUUUUCCCCUUGAGUUUAAAUUAGCAGCAAUAAGGACUAGUAACUUGACCAAUGAGAACCCCAAUAUAGCACAUUAUGUCAUUUGCUGCAUCAGCAAAGUGGCAAUACACUUGUAGCCUGAUUUUUAUUUUAUUUUUAUAACAGCAAAAAAAUACGCUUUUUUCAAAAAAACAAUUCAUUAGCUAUAUUCUCACACUAUGUAUUUGACUUCUGACAGUUUUGUGGUUUUGGACCUGGGGUAAACAGAAAUGAUAAUGGGUUGAAUCCGGGCUUAGUUACACUAGAGUAGAAGUGAAUAGUUUACUUUAAGUAUGACGGAAUCCAGCUAGUGGAUAUUUGGUUGGUAGCCUUUUAUUGGAAAUGAACUGUAUUUUAGUUUAUACUUUGAUUUACAAUCUCAAAAUUAUUUUUGAAGUAAAAUAAAUCGUGAGAUUAUUGUCUCUGUAAAUGUUCUGUACUUGCUGCAAAUAUAUGCAGGAAUUUUUUAAGGAGAAUGUUUUAUUUCAAAUGCAAUGGAUCUAAGUAGAAGCUCAUUUUGAUUUGCAAAACCCAAUGACUUAAAAAAAAUUUUCUUCCAAAUCACAAGAUGAAUAUUUGGAUUAACAGAGUUCUUGGCAGUGAUUUGAUUACUAUCAUGUAAUGAAAUCUUUAAUAAAGAAAAUUCUUUGAACUUCUAAAAA